Messenger RNA from Podospora bellae-mahoneyi, 756 nucleotides. RefSeq lists its product as uncharacterized. Gene Ontology annotation, molecular function: riboflavin reductase (NADPH) activity; biliverdin reductase [NAD(P)H] activity. The coding region runs from base 1 to 756 and encodes 251 amino acids. The transcript has a single exon. The record is from RefSeq and is a predicted model, not a curated record. Lineage: Eukaryota; Fungi; Ascomycota; Sordariomycetes; Sordariales; Podosporaceae.
AUGUCCAAGUCCAUCCUCUUCCUCGGCGCAACCGGAGGCGUAGGCUUCUCUGCCCUCCAGCGCUCCCUCGCUGCCGGCCACUCCUGCACAGCCCUCUGCCGCACACCUUCCACUCUCUCCGACAAGAUCCCGGCCGAAGUCGACCAGAAGUUGCUGCGGAUAGAGCAGGGCAAUGCUCACGACGUCGACGCUGUUCUCCGCGCCCUUCUCCCUUCACCGUCCUCGCCCCGCCAGGGCCUCCCAGAUGUGAUCGUCUUCUCCAUCGGCGCCUACUUCAACCUGUCCAAGAUGGGCAUGGACGACGCUCACGUGUGCGAAAAUGGCAUCAAGACCGUCUUGGCCGCCUUGCAGAAGGCCAGAACAGAGCACAACCUGCAGGGCAAGCCGCGGAUUGUUGCCCUCAGCUCCACAGGAGUAUCCGACUUUGGGCGGGAUGUGCCGUUGUUGUUUGUUCCGUUGUAUCAUGUCGGUCUGAAGGUUCCCCACAAGGACAAGAAGGCCAUGGAAGACGCUUUGGUCGAGAGUGAGGAGGAAUGGACCAUUGUGAGGCCAAGUCUAUUUGUUGACGGUGCCAAAGAUGGUCCCAAGCGGGAGAUCAGAGCCGGGAAGGAGGAUCCAAUCAAGGGAGUGGUGGAGAGUAAGGCAGUUGGCUAUACCAUCAGUCGGGAGGAUGUCGGGAGGUGGAUCUUUGAGAACCUGAUCGAGGGAGAGAAAGCUGGAGAGUGGCUCAGGAGGAUGGCUGCCAUUACAUACUAA